Lymnaea stagnalis (great pond snail) is the source of this 4918-nucleotide messenger RNA. The record is from the annotation of a GenBank genome assembly. NCBI's taxonomy places the organism in Eukaryota, Metazoa, Mollusca, Gastropoda, Lymnaeidae.
UAAGGCACAUGCCUGCAGAUGGCGAGGAACGGUUUGUAACUAAAGCAGACCCGAGUCUCAGGUUUGUGAAUUCUUUUAUACCUUUUACCUACGGGUAGGGGCAGUGCGGUAUUUACCAAUAAUCUAAAUAAGCUAAGGUUUAGGGCCUCAUAAUCUGCCAGGGCCUCCAAAAAAAAAAAAAAAAUCCUUUAAAGUAUCUUUUCCCUGUAAUUUUUCUUUCUUAUUUAGCUAUAUUUCUUUAACCUAUUAUUUAUUUAUUUUUUUUUACAUUGUGUUGGAUUAAAAUUUAAAUGUUCGCAAGUUAAACUUGUAUAAUUUCAUGGACUAAAAGCCGGCUCGCUGCUUGCAAUUUUGAGCUAUAUGGGCCGUUUGUCAACCUCUAAAUCUAAUGAGGAUGCUAUAUCGAAGGGGGUGGGGGGUCUCGAUACCAACUUAUUAAAUGCCCUUUCCAGACUUGCCACGCCUAUGUUUGUCUGCUCUUUUCUACGUUUUUAUGUUUUUGUUUUUGACUCCAGACUUUUUUUCUUAUCAAUUAUUUCUUUUAACUUAAAGUGUGUAUUACAAUAUAUUUUGUGCAAUGUUUAAUGGUUUUGAAAAAAAGUUCAAACUACAUUUCGAUGAUAUUGAAGAAGAAGUCAAGUCUAGAUUUGCUGGAGUAGAUGGUAGAAUAUAAUUCCACAGUGAAAAGAAAGAGGGUGGGAAGGAACAAAAGCAAAGCCAGUGAUGGAGCUGCGCCUGAUUCAGAUGAGCAGCUUUCUCCAAGUGACCGAUUCAUAGAGAAUUCCUUCAUUCUUGUCAUAGACAUACUUGAGGCAAAUAUAACGAGAAGAGCAACAGUCUACAUUUAUGUUGCAAAUACAUUUUCAUUUCUAGUUGAUAUUAAGAAUUAAUAGUUCCAUCCUAGAUCUGUUUUCCAAUAAUUAAAAUAUAAGCUUCAUUUGCCACGGGCAGCUUUGCCAUCCUGUAUCCUUGGAUUUAUUUGAGUAGACAAGAACUUCGACUGUUUAGCUCGUAUGAUCAUAACAAGGGACUGGAACGUAAGGGUCGGGGUGGGAGGGUUGACAUGUAGGCAUGGACACGCUACAGUGUUUACUACGUGAGACUGUGUGUACAGGACUAUAUACAGGUGUGGCAUGGGAAUAUGUGUAAAGGUAACAGAGAAUUUGUGUAGGACUGACCGGUACUUUGUUUAGGACUGACAUGCAAUUUGUGUAGGAGUGACAGGGAAUUUGUGUAGGACUGAUCAGGAAUUUGUGUAGGACUGACAUGCAAUUUAUGUAGGAGUGACAGGGACUUUUUAUAGGAGUGAAAGGGACUUUGUGUAGGAGUGACAGGGACUUUGUGUAGGAGUGACAGGGACUUUUUAUAGGAGUGACAGGGAAUUUGUGAAGAGUGACAGGGACUUUUUAUAGGAGUGACAAGGAAUUUGUGUAGGAGUGACAAGGACCUUUUGUAGGAGUGACAGGGACUUUGUGUAGGAGUGACAGGGACCUUGUGUAGGAGUGACAGGGACUUUUGUGUAGGAGUGACAGGGACUUUUUAUAGGAGUGACACGGACUGGGUGCAAGAGAGACAUCCUAUAAAUAGCUGAUAAUAAAAGUCGUGUCCAAACAAACUGAAGAGACAUCAAGAGAGACAGCAAAGUCAUCAAUCUAAAUAAUGAAUUAUAAUGGGCCUGGAGAAAGUCACAAACUUUGACGUUCAAUGUCGUACCGAAAUAAUUGUAUUAAAAAAAUGACACAUCUCUUUAUUCACGACCCUUCCACCAGCAAAUGUUACAAAGACACACAACCCCGGCCGGUAACGAUCAGAUAACACCAAUAUAGAAAAUGUCGUUAAAAAAAAAAGAAUCAAAUUUUAUGAAGAGAGAAAUAAAAUCUGUCGCUUGAAGCUUACUUGGCAACCAUUUUUAUGAGGCUACAAACUUUACUUGUUGGUAUAUUUUAUGAAAUUAAUCAAUUUCUCUGUUGUAAAAUUUGGUAAGGUUCACGACGGUCUACAACAGCGGUUCUCAAUCUGUGGGUCGCCACCCAUUUGGAGGGUCGCACGACCCUUACCCAGGAGUCGCUUGACCGAGACCAUCAGAAAAUACAUAUACCCUACAGUUAUGACAUAGUCGCCAUAACAAUGUGAACUGUAUAAAAGGGUCGCGGCAUUCGGAAGGUUGAGAACCACUGAUCUACAAGAUGGGAGUGUCCAUGAUAUUUAAAAAAGAAAAAGAAAAUGAGAACUCCGUUCCAUACAAAGCCAAGAGUCUGUUCAAAAUGACAAUUCACUGCCAAGAGCUCAUCAACUACGCCAUUCCGCUCAGCUGUUUGUAAAGGUCUUGCUAAAGACUUAAUUUAAAUGAACAGCAAAAAAAAACCAAAAAAAAAAUUAUGUACGUUGAAUGAAAAGAAACAAACAAAUUUUCAUUUAUUAGGAUCAAUCAAAGUAUCUUAUCUUAUCUUAUCUUAUCUUAUUUCAUCAGAGAUAAUAAGUAGAGACGUUGUUCCACUUGAAUUUCAUGAUUAUUCAUGGAUGGUAUUGGACUUAAAAAUAUUUGUUUACGUUGUUUUAGAAAAUUGUAGGAAUUUUACAAUAAGUGCAUACGUGGAUAAGGUUUUACGAUGGUUCUCUCACGACUAUCGUUGCAAAAAGUGAAAGAUAAGUUGUGCUCAAGCCAAUUUUGGAGAGAGACAGGCGUUUUAGAUUUGUACAAAUGGCCGAUUUGUCAAUGUAGUUAAGCUCAUAUCUAUUUCUGAAUCAGUUUUUGAAACAAAAUAUUUGUUAAUGACCAAUGUCUCGUAUUACUUUGGCCUUAAAUGAUUAGAUUACAUUACGGGGGAUACGCUCUAGAGAUGCACACUAGACUUAAUGAUCGUAUCACUUAAAACAAUAUGGCGAUAUCUAUGGGGAAUGAACAUGUAAAUUGAGCCACUGCAUUAGCUGUGCCCACAAAGCCUCACACUGACCCAGACGGGGGGGAGGGCAGGGGGGACAGAUGUCCCCUCGCUACUUUUCCAACCUGAGGUGAUGGUAUCUUGAGCAAAUUCAUGAUCACCAAGAUGACCAAGGGAAAUUACUAUCGGUAAUUGAUAUUGAACAAAUUAAUAACGCGAUCAAGAAACAGGAAUGCUACAUUAAUUUGUUCCCCCUUCUUGUAUCUAAUUUAAUACAAAGAGUAUGGACGUUCACAUUUGCCAGAUUUUUGUUGUAAGAAAUUGUGAAUUGGUUCAGUUGGAUGAAAUGAAAGACAUUUGAAUUCUUCAUUUCAUACGACGUAGGCCUACUUGAAACCGCACAUCCAUCCAUCCAACCAUCCAUCCAGCAUCCAUCCUUCCAAUCAUCCAGCCAUCCAUCCAUCCAAUGUUUGCAAAGCUAAAUGUGAAUGUAGAAAAAGGUUUAUUUAUAUGUAACAAUAUUUAAAAAAAAAAAAUUGUUUGAUAGCUUACACACAGAGCCGUCAGAAGGUGAUCUCGUCUUCCUGCCGGUUGCCAACCACGAUGCAUGGAUCUAUUCCGCUCACUUCGAUACACAGCCAGAAAAUAUUAGCAAGGCCCUCGUCCGGGUGUUCGGUGUAGCCAGAUACACCAGUGACCCAGUCUUCUGCCACUUUCUAAACGACGAACGUAAGGUCAUCUCGGGUCCCGGACAGAGGAGGUUCAUCAGAGACGCGCAUAGUAAAAAGUAAGUUAUUUCUUAGAUUGGGAAAAAAAGUAAGUUAUUUCUUAGAUUGGGGAAAAAAAGUAAGUUAUUUCUCGCAUGGUACAAAAGUAAGUUAUUCAUUGCAAGAUAAAAAAGUAAAUUAAUUAUUACUUGCUUUAUAAAAAGUAAAUUAUCAGUGAGAACUCCUUCAACAAGUGCAUUUUGGGUAGUCCCGUAGUUGUUCCUCUUUUGCACACUAUGAAUAGUAUUACAAUGUUUGCCUAUGCUUUUUCGCUUUGUCCCAAGAUUUCCACAGAGCCUUGCAUAUCACUUUUCUGGUUCCGAAGAAAUUCAGACCCCCCCCCCUCCUUUAAUGACUUUUUCUUUUUUGUGAAGAGUUUUAUAUUUAUGAUAAAUUUGCAUGAAUGUUUCAUAAAAUCUUGACAGCAUUCAACGUAUGUGUCAUAAUAUCAAACAAAAUUAUUAAAAAAAACAAACAGCAAACAAACUAAUAUUGCAUCUAACAUACUGCCCCAUCUCUGCCUCCCUCAGAUAUGUAGCAGCUUUCUUCGAUUGUCCAAUUGGCCCACUGGUCAGCCCAAAGUUCGUGACCGUGACCUACAACAAGACUGACGAGCCUGCCCAUUGGGUGGCGAUCCACCACCCGAGGCCGCUGGCCCGGAACUUCACCGUGUGCUACGCCGCUUUGUUCGACUACAACAGAACAUCGCAGCUCAUCCAGUCGAUCGAGAUCAACCGGGUUCUGGGAGCUCAGCAUUUCUACGUGUACAACUACAGCGUCUCACCCGCUACGGACGCCGUGCUGCGUCACUACCAGAAGCUCGGUCUUCUCACCGUCAUGCAGUGGCGACUCCCCACUUUGGAGGUUUGGUACUAUGCGCAGAAUUUGGCCAUCAACGACUGCGUCUACAGGAACAGAAUCGCGUCUCAGUUCGUCGUCAUACAGGACACGGACGAGUUCAUUAUACCCAAGCAGCACGACUCGUGGGCGGAGCUCUUGCACGCCGUCCAGUCAGAGUUCUACCACCGGCCGAACAUAACCGCAAACACCCCCCUGGCCUCGUUUGUCGUUGAAACUACUUAUUUUCACGGCAUGCCGUCCGCAGAAAUCUGGAAGGGCCUGAUGGUAAACUUCUCAAUCAACGCAGAGGAUGAAAAGUUUCUGAAGGACAACGACGUGAUUCCUUUCCUCUUCGUGCAACGUAAGGACUACGUCUACAAGUACAAUUCCCGUGUUAAGACCAUCGUACGCCCUGAGCAUGUUUAUAAU